Molecule: messenger RNA, 4860 nt
Organism: Bacillus rossius redtenbacheri
Lineage: Eukaryota; Metazoa; Arthropoda; Insecta; Phasmatodea; Bacillidae
Product: E3 ubiquitin-protein ligase Siah1-like
Exons: 3
Coding region: 113-874 (253 amino acids)
Biological process (GO): proteasome-mediated ubiquitin-dependent protein catabolic process; multicellular organism development
Cellular component (GO): cytoplasm
Molecular function (GO): ubiquitin conjugating enzyme binding; ubiquitin protein ligase activity
Source: RefSeq, a predicted model, not a curated record
CACGAGCCAGGCCGGAGUCGCCCCGAACACCUCCAGAGGAUCGUGUCGCAAGAUCUCAUUGGUUCACAGUUGUAGGCUUCCCCCGUGGCGCGACGCGGCGGACAGCCGGAUCAUGGCCUCGGGGGCGCUGCUGAGGGCGCUGGAGUGCUCCGCCUGCCCGGAGUACGUCUCGCCGCCCAUCACCGCAUGCGAGGGCGGGCACAGCGUGUGCUCGGGCUGCAGACCGCGCCUGCACCGCUGCCCCGCCUGCCGCCGGGGGCUCACCGCCGCCAGGAACCCGGCCCUGGAGGAGCUGGCGCGCACCGCGGUCUACCCCUGCCGCGAGGGCUGCGGCGAGGCUCGCGGCUCGCCCGACGACAUGGCGCGCCACCACGCCCGCUGCGCCCUCAGGCGGCUGCCCUGCCCGCUGAGCUGCCCCUGGGAGGGUCCCCGGUCCGGCCUCAGGGCGCACGUGCUCGCCGCGCACCCGGGUAACACCCUCGACCUGGACGACGACCCCGGCGCGCCCUUCGUCGCCUGGGACCUGCCCGGCGCCGUCUCCUACCGCGACUCCUCGCAGGUGGUGUUCUGCCUGGGAGAGGUGUUCCUGCUGGACCGCCGCUUCGACGAUGCGCGCAAGAAGUGGCUGGUGGCGCUGAGGCUGGUGGGAGCCGCCUGCGACGCCGGCGGGUUCCGCUACAAGCUGAAGAUGUCGUGCGCCGGCGGGCGCCGGGCCAGCUUCACCGACGCGCCGCGUCCCGCGCGCGAGGACCUGCGCGAGGUGCUGGAGUCGGCCCGCUGCGUCGCCGUCGACUUCGACCUGCUGCUGCACUUCGUCAAGGGCGUGCGCUCCAUCAAGAUCUGGCGCGUGGGCGGCUCCGUCACCGAGCUGUGACCCGCCGCCAUUCGCUACCGGCCUGGCCAAUCACGCUCGACCUGCUGCUGCACUUCGUCAAGGGCGUGCGCUCCAUCAAGAUCUGGCGCGUGGGCGGCUCCGUCACCGAGCUGUGACCCGCCGCCAUUCGCUACCGGCCUGGCCAAUCACGCUCGACCUGCUGCUGCACUUCGUCAAGGGCGCGCUCCGUCAAGAUCUGGCGCGUGGGCGGCUCCGUCACCGAGCUGUGACCCGCCGCCAUUCGCUACCGGCCCGGCCAAUCACGCUCGACCUGCUGCUGCACUUCGUCAAGGGCGUGCGCUCCAUCAAGAUCUGGCGCGUGGGCGGCUCCGUCACCGAGCUGUGACCCGCCGCCAUUCGCUACCGGCCUGGCCAAUCACGCUCGACCUGCUGCUGCACUUCGUCAAGGGCGCGCUCCGUCAAGAUCUGGCGCGUGGGCGGCUCCGUCACCGAGCUGUGACCCGCCGCCAUUCGCUACCGGCCCGGCCAAUCACGCUCGACCUGCUGCUGCACUUCGUCAAGGGCGCGCUCCGUCAAGAUCUGGCGCGUGGGCGGCUCCGUCACCGAGCUGUGACCCGCCGCCAUUCGCUACCGGCCCGGCCAAUCACGCUCGACCUGCUGCUGCACUUCGUCAAGGGCGCGCUCCGUCAAGAUCUGGCGCGUGGGCGGCUCCGUCACCGAGCUGUGACCCGCCGCCAUUCGCUACCGGCCCGGCCAAUCACGCUCGACCUGACUGCGCCGUCGCGUCGGUGCGAUCUUUCAGUUCGGGAAGUCUAAGAUGUACAUCAAGUAACACGAACACGCCCGGAUAUUCACCUUCGGCCAACCUCGGGUUUAUUUAUAUAUACUUAUUUUUCUCUGUUUAUUUAAAUGUAGCUAUACUAACCUAACUAACCGUCAAUAGUGUUUUAAAGUGUUUUAAUGUAGCUAACCUAACCGAUCACUUUUAAUAUUUGAAUUCAUUUUUUUUCUGCGCAAAAAUAAAACAAAUCCCAAGGUUGGCCGAAGGUGAAUAUUCGGGCGUGUUCGGGCAGGGACAGAACUUGAUGUGCAUCUUAGGCUUCUCUUUCAGUUCAGUCUCGUUAAUUGCGGCGUCGCUGCAGUGUCCGCCAGAAUUGUUGUCUCUCGAAUGAGGGUUUACCCUUUUUUUUUUUACUUAAUAUAUCUAUGAAAUCUUUUGAAUUAGUUUUAUGAUAGUUACGAAUGAACAUUGCAUUUGUAUUGAACAUAUUUCUCUCAAACAUGACGUUCAAAACAAUUUUUUUUUGUUUUUAACAUAGAUUACAAAUUACAAGUUCGUAAUGACACUAUAUAAUUACUGCCACAUUGUGUCCUUUAAGUGUACUGUUGUGAUUCCAGUUAUGUAUACAAUCACACUGUUCCCUGUACGUUUGAGUUUAUUUACAGCAUUUUUUUUAUAUAUAUAUUGCAUAGCAAAACUGCUACUUUGCGUACAUCGAGUAACGUUAACGAACUCUAGUGUGGCUGUCAAAGAGCAGCACCAUUUGAAAACAAACAAACCUGGCAUUAUACACACGUUGGCUGGUUGUUUUAUGACGGAUUCGCCAGACAAUAGCAAGCCAAUGUCGUCCUUGUGCGCAGGCCGCAGAAGACGAGAGUAUAGUCCGUGUGUGUGUGUAUGUAAAUGUGUAUGUAUGCAUGUAUGUAUGUAUGCAUUUAUGUAUGUAUGUAUGUUGGCGCGUGCUCGACUUCACAGCAAUCUGCAGUGAUAAAAAUGCAGUCUCCGUCGUGUAAAAUGUCUCCGAUCUGACAGUUCUCUAACUAGUACCGGAGGCACCCGUAGCACCGUGGCCGCACUAUUCACAGGACCCCACGCAGGUUUUUUUCUUUCCAUUAUUUGUGUUGUUAUCAGCAUGUGAUUUAAAAUUGCUGGCCAGUGCCCUCCGGUUGAAAAUUAUGCUUUAAAGUUUUUUGCAUUAGAAAAAAAAUUCAAAUAUUUUAUUGCCUCAUGUAAUGACGUGAUUUCACAUAAAUUCGAUCGUGGACAUUUAUGAAACUAACAGACGUUUAAUUUAUCGUGAAAGAUAAUCAAAAUUUCUUAGUAAUAACCAGCAAAACCAUUGUCAAAAGUUACAGGUUUGUGUAUUUACUUUCUAAAACUUCUUAUUUAGUCUUUGUGUGUAGUACCUAUACGACAAAACUCAAUUCCUUUCUUGUUGGCCCAAACAUAGUUAUAAUGUGUAUCAAAAUGACGUAUAAAAUAACUCUUCGUUUGAAAAGCUAUGUGAUAAGUUACAUAAUCGUGUCGAAAUAGCAGUAUCUUGUUUACAAUUAAUGUAAAAAUUAUUAAAACCGGGCUCGUCCGGGAUUUGAACCCGGGACCUCUCGCACCCGAAGCGAGAAUCAUACCCCUAGACCAACGAGCCAUGCCGUUGAAGUGCGAGUUGGAGGCGUGAGACUGUGUCAAGGUCGUUGUAGUGUUCUGGCGGUUGCCUGAUUUCAGGCGCUUCGUAACCUCAGCCAGCGGUAAGGACCGUUGUACAAUAACACGGUACACAGAGAAAAAUAUUUGUUUGAAUCGAACAAAUGUUUGUUUAUAUAUGGCGAAACAAACAUUUACUUGCCGUAACAAAAUAUGUUGUUGCCCUAACCAAAUUUGUUGAGGUACAAAAUUUAUUUGUCACACUUAACCAAAUAUAUAGUUGAUUUGAAAAAAAUAAUAAUUUGUUGGGUCAACAAAAUCUUUCCUACUACAACAUAUUUGUUUUAAUCAAAAAUAUAUAAUUAUUUCGCUAUAUAUAAACAAAUAUUUUUGUUGAGGUAAACAAACCUUUCUCUCAGUGUAAGGAAUACGUAUCACGUAAACGGAGCUGGAUCUCACGGAACAGAGUUGCUACAACAGCACGCAGACGGAGACGGACCCGUAUGGAUUAACUCGGCAAUGCUGAGCUCUUCCGUUUGCGUUGCUCCGUGCGACCAAUAGUAGCCGAGUGUUUGGCUGCGGUGGUAGCCAUGUUUGUUUAUGUUAUAAAUACUUUAAGUUUCAAGUACAAGAAUAUCUAGUGUUCUAUUUUUGACUUUGUGGUUUAUUUUUAUUUUAUGUGUAAAUUCUGCCUGUGCUAUGAUUUUAAAGCAUAAUAUAUUUUUUUAAUUAAUUACUAUUUCGUAACUUUGGAUAACGUUGGUACUACUUCUGAGGACUGUCAAAUUUUGGACUAGUUACAUGGCACGAACUAUAUCAGGUCUUUGUUUAAUUUACCUGAAACACUGGUCUACUUUCGGACUUUUCAACUAACUUCAUUUCCAUGAAAUUAAGAAAAAGGAUUGCCUAAACGUUUGGGUUAACUAGUUGAUGAAGCCCCUGUUUUUUAUUUACAUAUAUUUUAGGAACAUGCUUACAAAUAAAACUAAAUCAAUAAAUGAGUAGCAUUCUUCUACUUUUAAGGCAAUAUCUAAUAAAAUAAUUUAUAUCAACUUAUUGUACACUUAACUGUAAAGAAUUGUCUUUCAUUUGUCAUAUAUUACGAACCAUUAUAAUUACUGAUUUUUUGGAUUUUCUGAAUUUUUUUUUUGUGGCAGCUUAACAAUUUGUGAUUGUACACCUCAAGAGCAUGUGAUGGAAUAUUCGUUACGUUCAUACUUUAAAGAACUUUUCACAUUUUAAUUAUACCAUGUAUUAUCUUUGGAACAAACAGAUUAUUGCUACAUUUUUCUCGUAAAUAUGUGUCAGAAUCAAAAUUAUAAUGUUUGUGCAUCCAAAAGAACCUGAAAUGUGAAUAACUGUAUAAUGAAUGAACCUCAAUUGACUACUUAAACUAGGCCAUAUUAAAUAAAAUAUAAAAAUAAUUUUGCUUGUGUGUAUUGAAUUAAUGAUUCUAUUUCUGUAUCUGUUAAUACACUGAGACAUUUAAAAAGUUUCUAAUAUACUUGAAUUUAGAUUUUGUAUAUGUACCUAUUGGAUUUUUAUAACACUUGUUGCGCUCAGCGUGUGAUAAAAAAAAAUAAAACACAUAACUCUCUCUUCA